Messenger RNA from Malania oleifera, 1441 nucleotides. Its product is annotated as NADH dehydrogenase [ubiquinone] flavoprotein 2, mitochondrial. Gene Ontology annotation, molecular function: NADH dehydrogenase activity. Gene Ontology annotation, biological process: mitochondrial electron transport, NADH to ubiquinone. Lineage: Eukaryota; Viridiplantae; Streptophyta; Magnoliopsida; Santalales; Ximeniaceae. The coding region runs from base 241 to 1005 and encodes 254 amino acids. The record is from RefSeq and is a predicted model, not a curated record. The transcript has 10 exons.
AUGAAAUUUAUUGAUAAGUAUCCGUGGAAGCCCACGCCCACGCCCACGCCCACGCCCAAUCAAAUCUGCUGAAAAGCCCCUCCGUAGUCCUUAGCAAGCGCCGGAUGCGUUGUGCGCCACCGCCGGUACCCAGACCGCCAGACGUUUGAACAUAGAACCUCAGAAUUCAGGGGUCCAACUCCUCACAAGUGCCAAUCCCCAAAUCUGAUUCUCUUCUCCGCUCAUUCUCUGCCCUCCAAAAUGCUCUCCCGAUUCGCUUCCAAACGCUUCCUGGAGAUCCGUCAAACUUUCCGCCAAAUUCCUCAGACGUCGCGGUCUUUUUCCACUGCCCUAAACUAUCAUAUUGAUUCUCCAGACAACAAUCUAGAGAUUCCUUGGGAGUUCUCUGAUACCAACAAAAAACGGGUUAAGGAGAUUCUUCAGCACUAUCCAUCCAACUACAAGCAGUCUGCAGUUAUUCCUUUGCUAGAUCUUGCCCAACAGCAGCAUGGUGGUUGGCUCCCUGUUUCGGCUAUGAAUGCUGUGGCAAAGGUUAUUGAAGUUGCUCCUAUUCGUGUAUAUGAAGUUGCAACAUUUUAUUCAAUGUUCAACCGGACAAAAGUAGGGAAGUACCACCUUUUAGUUUGUGGAACAACUCCCUGUAUGAUACGUGGUUCACGAGAAAUUGAAGAUGCCUUACUUAAACACCUAGGAGUGAAGCGCAAUGAAGUAACAAAGGAUGGAAUGUUCUCUGUUGGAGAAAUGGAGUGCAUGGGAUGUUGCGUGAACGCUCCGAUGAUAACUGUGGCUGAUUACUCCAAUGGAUCUGAAGGAUAUACUUACAAUUACUAUGAAGAUGUUACUCCAAAGCGAGUUGUUGAGAUAGUUGAGAUGUUGAGAAGAGGGGAGAAGCUACCGCCGGGCACACAAAAUCCAUUGCGUUGUAGGAGUGGGCCACAAGGAGGGAAUACUACAUUAUUAAGUGAGCCAAAGCCCCCUCCGUGUCGCGAUCUUGAUGCCUGUUAAAAUUCAGCUGGCAAUUGUUUGCAAUAAUGCAAAGCUUGGAUUUUGUGGGUCGUCUCUGGGUUGUAAGUUCUUAUUGAACCUAAACGUCUAACAAUAUUUUGCAUUUCCCUAGUUGUAUGGUUUCUGUUGUACAAGAACUUGGUUUUAUGGUCUCUCUUUCAAGAAAGAGAUUAUCGUUGACAGCCUGAUUCUUGCAGAUGCUGCCUAUUGACAUUGUAGUUCAAUACUGGGUUCCCCUGCACCAACAAAGUUGAAAUCUACAAUUAGUAGUCCCGUAGUUAUUUGAGUUAUUUUCAGUGUAUUUGCAAUAAAUAUCUGAAUUCAAGAUUAUCCCAUGUCAAAUUACUGGUGGUUUUACAAGAACGAAGUUCUUCCUCUAUCUCCUCUUUUGCAAGGGGGGUUAAUCUUUAUAUAUACCAUAGAUAACAAGACCAAA